ACGCGGCCGGCCCCCUCUCUCAUGCAUGCCAUCUUGCUUACAGAUCCGGCCGGCUCAUCCACUCUCGGUCAUCACCGUCUCGACUCGGUCGACGUCCACCAGCCGCAUGGCGGCGAGCAAGGGAGCGAGGAAGAGCCUGGUGUCGAGGACCCUGGAGCGGUGCAGGUCCGGGCUGAACAGCGGCGGCAAGUCGUCGGCGGCGGUGGCGCCGGGGUGCUUCUCGGUGUACGUGGGCCCGGAGCGGGAGCGGUUCUUGGUGCGCGCCGACCGCGCCGACCACCCGCUCUUCCGCCGCCUCCUCGACGACGCCGAGCAGGAGUACGGCUACGCGGCGAAGGGGCCCCUCACGCUGCCCUGCUCCGUCGACGCCUUCCUCGACGUGCUCUGGCACAUGGACCACGACGUCCACGAUGACGACGACGGCGAGGUCGCCUCGGCGCCGACGACGCCGAUUUGCGGCCUACAGCGCGGCGGCAGCGGGAACAUCAAGGUCCGGCCUGCGGGGUACCGGGUGCUCAGCCCGGCCAAGUCCACGCCGGCGUCCUUCUUCUUCUCGCAGACGGCGGCUGGCGGUAGGUGGUGAGCUCUAGGCCUGCAGAACCGAAAUGAAUCUGCGCGCGCAUACACAUAUCGAGCAGGUGCUUAAUUUGCAUAUACUUGACGACUCAAGCAUACACACACGCGUAGCUGAUUUAGAUUGUAAAAGUGAAAGGAAAGAAGAUCGAUUCUAUGCAUGCAUGUAAGCGCGUGUGUUGGGUGUUCUUGUAUGAUCAGUUUGAUCUAGGGUAGUCUUUUUUUAGAGAUUCCAGUGCGGACUACAUACGUAGCAAAAUGAGUGAAUCUACUUUUUAAAAUAUGUUUAUAUAUAUGGUAUGUAGUCUUUAUUGAAAUCUCUAAAAAUAUUUAUAUUUAGAAACAGAGGGAGUG
Molecule: messenger RNA, 927 nt
Organism: Triticum aestivum (bread wheat)
Lineage: Eukaryota; Viridiplantae; Streptophyta; Magnoliopsida; Poales; Poaceae
Exons: 1
Coding region: 26-583 (185 amino acids)
Biological process (GO): response to auxin
Source: RefSeq, a predicted model, not a curated record